CCUUCCCGAAGCAUUUCUCAAUCCCGAACCCAAAUCCGUAACUCCUCUCUCCCCCAUCCCCCAUUACUCGAAGCUCCAAUUUUGUUCGUGUUCUUCGCUUCGUUUUCAUCUGUAAAUUGAAAUCCCCAAUUCCUCGAAUUUCCCCCUCCCAUGGAGACCCUCUCCGCCUUCCCCUCCCCUCCAUGGCCCAACCCAAACCCAAGCCCUAAUCCCAACCCCCCGCUUCCGGAGAACUCCGACCGCUUCGAUUCCGAUUCCGUUUCAUCGGCCGAGCCCCCGGAGCCCAAGGUUCAGACCGUUCUGCCGGCGCCGGGCGACUCGCUCGCGUCGCUGCCCUCGCUGCUCCAUCUCUCCUUCAAUCAAGAUCAUGGCUGCUUUGCUGCGGGCACUGACCGGGGCUUUCGGAUCUACAACUGCGAUCCGUUCCGCGAGAUUUUCAGGAGGGAUUUCGAUCGCGGGGGCGGCGUUGGCGUCGUGGAGAUGCUUUUCCGGUGCAAUAUCUUGGCCCUUGUUGGCGGUGGGCCUGACCCUCAAUACCCGCCUAAUAAGGUCAUGAUUUGGGACGACCAUCAGAGCCGAUGCAUUGGGGAGCUGUCGUUUCGCUCUGUUGUUCGUGGUGUGCGGCUGCAGAGGGACCGGAUUAUUGUGAUUUUGGAGCAGAAGGUUUUCGUUUACAAUUUUGCGGACUUGAAGCUGCUGCAUCAGAUCGAAACUAUUGCGAACCCUAAGGGGCUUUGUGCGGUUUCCCAGUUGAGUACGUCGCUUGUGCUCGUUUGCCCCGGACUGCAGAAGGGGCAGGUUAGGGUUGAGCAUUACGCCUCUCGACGGACCAAGUUCAUAAUGGCCCACGACUCGAGGAUUGCUUGCUUUGCGCUUACGACCAAUGGGCAGUUGCUUGCCACGGCGAGCAGCAAGGGAACUCUGGUUCGGAUAUUCAACACAUUUGAUGGAAAUCUGCUUCAAGAGGUAAGGAGAGGCGCAGAUAGAGCGGAGAUCUACAGUUUGGCCUUUUCAUCGACUGCCCAAUGGCUGGCAGUCUCCAGUGACAAGGGAACCGUCCAUGUAUUCAGCCUUAAAGUCAAUUCUGGAUCUCUUGGAAAUGAUAUGUCUCAGAAUGAUUCUUCUCUUUCUGUUGCACCAACUGGCUCCUCAUUUUCCUUCAUCAAAGGUGUGUUGCCAAAGUAUUUCAAGUCAGAGUGGUCUGUUGCUCAGUUUCGUUUGCAUGAAGGCUCCCAGUAUGUUGUUGCUUUUGGUCACCAGAAGAAUACAGUGGUAAUCCUUGGAAUGGAUGGAAGCUUCUAUAGAUGCCAAUUUGAUCCAGCGACAGGAGGAGAGAUGACACAGCUCGAAUAUCACAACUUUCUAAUGCCUGAGGAAGCCUUCUAGCCGAAUAUUCUCACUAAUUUCGGUUAUGUCACGUGUAUGUUCUUUUCCUGUGUGCUUAAAGCAUGUUGUAAAUAGAUCUAUGUAUGUGUACAGAUUGGCCUAUGUUCGUCGAAAAACAAGAAAAAGAAAAAAAAAAAAAAGGAAAAGAAUGCUACUAUCGGUACUCAUGUUUGUAUAUAAUUGCUCUUUCUGUAUUUGCCUUGUAAACACUACAGGGGCUAUACUUCUAAAAGGUGAAGGAGAAGAAAGAUGACUCGUAGAAACCACUUGAGAUAAAUUCAUUGUGAAUAUAACAGCAUUUGAAUGAGUGUAAUAUCAGCUUCCUGAACUUUCCUUAUGAAAUUGAGUUGGCGUUGACUGCA
Momordica charantia (bitter melon) is the source of this 1748-nucleotide messenger RNA. RefSeq names its product autophagy-related protein 18a. Gene Ontology annotation, molecular function: protein binding. The record is from RefSeq and is a predicted model, not a curated record. Lineage: Eukaryota; Viridiplantae; Streptophyta; Magnoliopsida; Cucurbitales; Cucurbitaceae.